AUGGUUGAGACGCUCCAGGCUGACGUCAUCGUGCGCAGCCUCUGGAACUACACCCAGGCACAGUCGGGCCUGGAUCACGUAUCGCUGAGCCAACAAGAUCGCACGGUGGAAGCAGCAGCAAGCAAUGCAGAUGACGAGGCACAGACAGAGAUGGCUCUCGAAGGUGCUCUGGUGGGUGUGGCAGCUACGCCUUUUGAGGUGUUCUGCGAGCCCACCCAGACUGUUGACUUCGACCCCCUGCCCGAUGUACCACACAGUGCCUCAGGUGGCGAGGACUUCACUGUGGGCGGUCUGACUGCACUGGUCCAGGAGGUGUCCAUCUGUGAAAUGUCUCCAUCGGCCUCCUCAGCAGCAUCUGGACAGCCGUACCUCGCAGAGCCUCUUCUGCAGCCACGUCAACAAGUGCAGCAGCAGCAGCCAGAACUUAGCAACUUUGAACAUCAGCAGCCUACUGCUGUGCAGCCAUUGAUGGAAAUGCCAGCGCCCCCUGGUGCAGACACCGGCAACAACGUGCCCCUAGCCAAGCGCCUGUUCUCCGUUGCUACUGCUGGGGACCUGAGCACCAUCCUGGAGUGCAGCAAGGAGGACAAGUUGAGUAGCUCGUCCCAGCACUCGGUGGGCGUGGCCACACUGAGCACCACCACUGGCCGACCCCCGGCUGGCGGCAGCUCCGCCCUGCCUGCUGUCCAGGAGGAGCCUGACGACAAUGAUAUUGGUGGUGUCUCCACGGCAACACCAGCACCGCAAGAGAAGCUGCAGGAACAUGGCGAGGGGACCAAGCAAGCAGCGUUGGCCGUGGCCUGCAAGGACCCGUUUUCAGAGAAGCUGCGGUGUACAAUAUUGAACUCGUGGCAGCCUCAGGAGAGCGACCAAGAGCAGCUCCUUGAGUCGUCUGGAAAGUGCCCUGAGCUCAAGGCAGACGCAAAUCACUCUGGGUCCAGCACGACACUCGAAACAAAUGCCAAGGCACCUUCCCAGAUAAAGGUUGUGCUGAAGGCAGACAACAGCAGAACCAGUGCCUGCUGGGAGACCUACAUCUGCUCCGAACUGCGCCGGCGUUUCAGCGAGGCCUUUUCUGGGGCACCUAGUCUAGUGGACCGGUACCAGAAGCAAGGCCGCAGCUGCAUCCCCGAGUGCCUGGUGCUCUACUUUGCCCUCGAGUUACUAACCACUCUGCAAAGGGUGCACAUGUGUGGUAUCAUCCACGCAGACUUGAAGCCCGAGAACGUCCUCAUCGUAGACUUGUGA
Messenger RNA from Dermacentor silvarum, 1248 nucleotides. Its product is annotated as mitotic checkpoint serine/threonine-protein kinase bub-1-like. NCBI's taxonomy places the organism in Eukaryota, Metazoa, Arthropoda, Arachnida, Ixodida, Ixodidae. The record is from RefSeq and is a predicted model, not a curated record. Gene Ontology annotation, biological process: protein phosphorylation. Bases 1 to 1248 code for a protein of 415 amino acids. Gene Ontology annotation, molecular function: ATP binding; protein kinase activity. The transcript has 10 exons.